Molecule: messenger RNA, 1313 nt
Organism: Somion occarium
Lineage: Eukaryota; Fungi; Basidiomycota; Agaricomycetes; Polyporales; Cerrenaceae
Source: the annotation of a GenBank genome assembly
AAACGGAUUUCCCUUUUUGUUUUUAUUCCCACUCCUCGUCAUAUCUCUCUACCUCGUGCGCAUAUUUUCUGCGCGACCGUAGUGUACAUAUACCGUAUGUAUCUCCUCUGAGUUGACGAUGUCUCUCCUAUAUCUCCAGCACCCAAGCAAUCAGCCACCGCCCAGUCACCGCCGCAGCAGGCUUGUCUAGACAUCAUCAGUACGAUCAAUUCCUGUGUUAGACGGUUAGACCCUGCCGGUGCCUCUUUUCUCUCGGCCACAAUUCAGUGUUAUCUCCUUGGCGUGUUCGAUGGGAAACAGACUUUCACGUCAAGAUCAGCAAGUCGUGGUCGUACGUGAUAUAUCAUACACCACUACGCAUGACCCGCUGCGAUCUUUCGAUUUAUACAUCCCGACCAGCUCAGUUGGAUCAUCCUUACCGUUGGUUUGUUUCGUUCAUGGAGGAGCAUGGAGGUCCGAAGAUAAGUCGGAACAUGCGAUCCUAGCACAACGUCUCGCAGCGCACACCUCCUUCCCUGUGGUCAUCCCGAAUUACCGUCUCACAAAACCUGAGACUCCCAUCAAACACCCAACGCAUACAGAAGAUCUCCUGCAAUUCCUAAAUUUCAUCUUGGAAUGGGAAGGUCCCCAAAACCAUCCACACCCGUAUGACUCCUCGAAACUCUACAUCAUAGGACACAGUUGUUCCGCUCACAUGCUCACCUCAAUUUACUUCACACCGGCACUUCCUCAUGCCGCAUUACCCUCACUCGUACCCUCAAAGAAGCUCCUAGAAUCUACACAAGCUAUCGCUCUCUCAGAAGGCAUUUACGACAUCGACCUUUUGAUAAACUCCUUCCCACAAUACAAAUCCUGGUUCAUCGCGAACGCAUUCGACGACUUGACAUCUUACGCUCCUUUCAACACGACCGCAUACAACCUGCAUGAAGGCUCUGAACACAUUCAUUGGUUGAUUUUACAUUCAAGGGACGACACGCUAGUGGAUGCGAAGCAGAGUGUCAAAUUCAAAGACCACAUAGAGAGUAUCUUGGGUAAGGAGAAGGUACUGUGGGACAUGAGCUUGAAAGGAGAACAUGACCAGAUGUUGCGAGAGGCAGAGUAUCCUAGGGUUGUAGGUCAGUUCAUACUCGAUCAUAGGAACAAAUACCAUGCAGCAUUGUGAUAUCUCAUGUGCGGCGAGAUGGGCCCACCUAUAGAUGGCAACGACUCUUGGUGUUCCCUGGUUUGUCGAUCUAUCGGAAUUCAACGUAUUCGGUGACAUACUGCAUGUCAUGCCGCAGAGGGUCUGUUUCUAGUUUACCAUUUUGGAUCUG